Nelumbo nucifera (sacred lotus) is the source of this 2286-nucleotide messenger RNA. It is a transcript of the gene PNT1, whose product is annotated as mannosyltransferase family protein. Gene Ontology annotation, biological process: GPI anchor biosynthetic process. The record is from RefSeq and is a predicted model, not a curated record. Gene Ontology annotation, molecular function: alpha-1,4-mannosyltransferase activity; GPI mannosyltransferase activity. Gene Ontology annotation, cellular component: membrane; glycosylphosphatidylinositol-mannosyltransferase I complex. NCBI's taxonomy places the organism in Eukaryota, Viridiplantae, Streptophyta, Magnoliopsida, Proteales, Nelumbonaceae.
GAAAAGCUACAUUUUCAGAUUUCACGUUUUUGGAGCGGCAGAGCUCGCCUCAGUCUUUUCCUCCCCCCCUCUCUCUCUAUCUCUCCUUUUCUUCACACUGGUCGUCUUCCUCUCCGAAAGAGAACCAGCGGCGGCCGAACGUCUCUCUUUCGGUUCUUCGACGCCUGAACGGCUGCGGCGACCUCCCAUUCUCUCCAUCUUUCCCUCUCUUCUCGUUCCCUGUUUGUCCUCUUUUCUUUUCGAUGAAGUCAUAGUUCAUCGCCAUCGUCGACGAUAAUAGAGGCGCUUCAGUGGCGGGAUUCCUCCUUCAUUCCUGCUAUACCCCAGCGUAAAGUUCAACCGUGUUCGAGCUUAUUUCUUUCUCCCAUUCUUUUCCCACGUUCUCUCAUUGUUUUGAUCGUCCCAACCAUUGGUUGAGUCCUCYGUUCCUACAAAUUCUGCCGCUUAAAUCGAACGAGCUGCUGCAGGUGGAAGAUCCAUCACCGAAUAAACUCAUUUCUAUCCAUCUCGAGAUCAUCCUCUGCCAUUUCUAGGAAUUUGGGAAUUUGAUGUCGAGUUCAAUGAAAUCUCCUGCUACAUCGGUUCAAUUUAGUGGCUCAGCAAAACAGAGCUAUUAGUUUGGAUGAUUAUGGGAGUUUGAGAGAGUGAUCCAAACCCAGGAAAUUCACAUACUCUGUUGCAGCAACCGAUCUUCGUCUACAACGCAAUUCAGCUAUAAUAUCGAUGGACUUCCGGUCACUUCUUCUGUUUUCAGCUGUUCUUCGAGUAGUUCUGAUAAUCUAUGGUGAAUGGCAAGAUACCCAUAUGGAGGUCCGAUAUACAGAUGUUGAUUACCUUGUUUUCUCUGAUGCGGCAUCUCUAAUGGCUUCUGGAAAGUCACCUUAUGAGAGAUCCACAUAUCGUUAUUCACCUUUACUUGCAUUUCUGCUCAUACCCAAUUCAUUUCUUCAUCACUCCUGGGGAAAGUUCCUCUUCUCUGCUUCUGAUCUGCUUGUUGGGUUGUUAAUCCAUACCAUAUUGAAGCUACGUGGGGUUCCUGAAAAUCUUUGCAUUUACUCCUUAGCAGUUUGGCUUUUUAACCCAUUCACCAUCACUAUUGGAACUCGGGGCAAUUGUGAACCUAUUGUUUGUGCCAUGGUUCUCUGGAUUAUAAUCUGCAUUAUGAAUGGUAAUUUGCUACAGGCAGCGUUCUGGUAUGGGCUUGUUGUCCAUUUCAGAAUCUACCCAAUCAUCUAUUCCCUUCCUAUUCUCCUAGUUCUGGAUCCACAUAACUUUCCACCUGGUCAGACUCCUGCCCUUGAAAAGUGGAUUUCUAGAGAACAAAGUCCAUCCCAGAGUUGCAGGAGUAAAAGAACAGAUUUUUUUCUCCAGCCAUGGAUUCUUUCCAGUAGCAUUCUGACAAGGAAAAGGAUAUUGUUUGGGUUUGUUUCUGGGGCAUUGUUCUUCAUUUGUACUGGUCUUUUCUUCCAUCUCUAUGGUUGGGAAUUCUUGAAUGAGGCACUGCUGUACCAUCUUACCCGUACUGACCCAAGACACAACUUCUCCAUAUACUUCUAUCACAUCUAUCUUCAUCACCAACAGGGAUUCUCAAUAAUGGAGAAGCUCAUCUCUUUCUUCCCACAGUUGAUGGUGCAGUUGGUUCUCGCCUUAUGCUUUGCACAGGACCUCCCAUUCUGCCUUUUCGUGCAGACAGUAGCAUUUGUAGCAUUCAACAAGGUUAUCACAGCACAGUACUUCGUGUGGUUCUUCUGCUUGUUGCCUCUGAUACUGCCAUGGAACAACAUGAGGAUCAAGUGGAAAGGUCUGGCAAGCAUUUUCUUGUGGAUGGGAGCUCAAACUCAUUGGCUGAUGUGGGGCUAUCUUCUAGAAUUCAAAGGCAAAAAUGUAUUUGUUCAAUUGUGGUUGGCAAGCCUACUGUUCUUGGCUGCCAACACAUGGGUCUUGAUAAUGAUCAUUCGUCACCAAAGAUUAUCUCCAGUCUUUGUACCAUUGGGCAGCGUGAGGUUGAAAGAUGCUAGAAAAGUUAACUAGAGGAACUUGUGUCCGAUGGGUUUUUCUUCUCUUUCUUUUUUCUCUUUUCAUUUGUUGUUACAUCCUGUUGGCUAUGACUAGAGUAUUUGCAGAGAAAAUGUAAUUUCAUAUUUCCUGUUCUGGUUUGAGACCUGACUGUUGGUUAUAGUUGAUGUUUCUCAGUAUAGAAAAUUCUAUGGUUUCACUGUUCCUGGCCAAGUGUUUCGAACAUUGUAUAUGGUUGGCUUAAUCAAUGUGUGACACUCUACAAAUACA